Molecule: messenger RNA, 1256 nt
Organism: Cuscuta campestris
Lineage: Eukaryota; Viridiplantae; Streptophyta; Magnoliopsida; Solanales; Convolvulaceae
Source: the annotation of a GenBank genome assembly
CGUCAAAUAACCAAAACGAGACCCAGAACAUGGAACAAAACGUGGAGGCUCAACAGGACCCGAUUAUGCCUGCGUUCCUGACGCAAUUUCCGCAGCAAAUGGCGAACGCGCCAAUGUUCCAGCCACCGCCUCCACCGCCUCCUAGGCAAAUCACAUUGAAAACGCUGAAGGACAAUGGUGCUGAAGAGUUCCAUGGGGAUAGGAUAUCUGAUCCUCAGAUUGCCCUAGACUGGAUUGAACAGACAGAAAGAGUGUUGAAGAAUCUGAGUGUUCCAGACACGAGACGUCUUGAGCUUGCUUUCCAGCUCCUACGUAAGGGAGCAUAUGAGUGGUGGAAGCGCGCAGGCGAGAAAGGGCAUAAGCCUUGGACAUGGGAGCAUUUUGAUUGGGCAUUCAAGAAGGAGUAUAUACCAGCCCGCUUCAGAGAAGAGAAACGUACAGAGUUUAUGGAACUAAAGCAAGGAGACAUGACUCUUCCCGAGCUUCGACAGAAGUUUGACCACCUAGCCCAAUUCGCGACUACGCUGGUAGCCACGCCGGCCGACCGUAUUGAAGAAUUUCGUAAGAGGCUGUGUCCCGACAUUCGACCAUAUGUAUCCAUUCUGACCACUACAGACUUCUCUAAGGCUUACGAUCUAAUGGCAAAAGCAGAAAAAGAUGUGGAUGAUUACAAGGCCAACCUGAAGGCCGAGGAAGGAGGACCCAGUACACGCCCAACUGUGAGUGUUACGCCGAGUGCAAAAAGGCCCGCAGGUGAAGUUAGUAAUGCCUCUCAAGCAAAGAAAGGUAAGACAGUGGUAACCCAAAGAGCGCCCGCCCAAUUGGUGGCAUCGAUUGGAAAGUCAAAGACGUCUAGGUUUCCGCCGUGUGCUACCUGUGGAAGGACACAUCCCGGUGAGUGUUGGUACGAUCAAGGAUUAUGCUUGGGAUGUGGGCAUGUGGGCAGGCAGCUCACUUCCGAAGGAACUGUCCCACUAACCCAAGCACUGCCCCAGUGCAAGCACCGACUCGCAAUCAAGCAACCGCACCGCAACCGACGCAAAGUCAACGUACCACUGCGUGGACAAAUCAACAAAGGAACCAGAAUCAACAGCCAGGAAGAGCUCCAGCACGCACCUAUGCGAUGAUAGAUUAUGCAAACCCCCAGAAUAACGACGCUCAUGAUGGUACACCUUGAAACUUACCUUGAUAACGAUUAGUUAAAUUAUAGAGUAAAUUCCCAAAAUAGUCCUCUGUAAUAAGGAGUUUUUCCAAAU